AUGGCGACAGAAGAAGAACGCGAUCUCAAUGGCCUGCCCCGCGAAAAACUGGCCCAGGUCCUAGAGUCCUUCAAGGACCCGGAAGUUUUCAACGCCGUAACCGGCCCCUGGAAGUCCCGCAUUGCGUGGCAGGGCGGGAUGCGGGCCCGGGCCUACAUGCGGAACCACCAGGUAGAUAUGGAUGAGCCAGGCGACCUGACCGCGACCGACGUGGCCGCCAGCGCCCACGAGCAGCUUUUGUCGGCCAUUGGCAGCUGCAUGACGGUGGGAUUUGUGGUCAACGCCACCAAGCAGGGUGUCCGAAUCCAUGACCUGGAAGUUGCGGUGGAAGGAUACUUUGACAACAUCCGGAAGUGGGCAGGAGUGGAAGACGAAGGCAACCCCGGCUAUGGCCGCAUUUCAGCCAAGUGUUUCGUCCGGGCCGACGCCGACGAAGACACUCUUAAGGAAAUCUGGAGGCUGGCGGUUGAAGGCUCGCCGGUGACGCAGUCGGUAAUCAACCCCACCAGCGUUGAAACCGACUUCGAGAUGGUGGGAUAG
Molecule: messenger RNA, 540 nt
Organism: Geodia barretti
Lineage: Eukaryota; Metazoa; Porifera; Demospongiae; Tetractinellida; Geodiidae
Source: the annotation of a GenBank genome assembly